UGUUAUUAUUGUUUUUAAGUUAUAAGUAUGUCAAACUCAAUUGGCGCGUUUCUGUUGUGUUAAUAUUUCUGAUAGAAAAGCAAUUUCUAAUGUUCACAUGUUUUUAAACUUAAUCUGUAUAAAUGGAAACUCCAAAGAGUUUAAGAAAACCACGUACUACACGUAAUCCAACACCAAGAUUAUCGGAGAGAAAGAAAAGUUUAUUUUCCGAUGGCGAAAUUAAAGUGGCGGGAAAUGAUAUGUUGGAAGGAAUUGAACUACUAGAUUCUUCACAUAUAAGCGAAAAUAACAACAUAAAUACAAGGAGUAGGCGUAAUAUUGAAAAGCUUUUAGAUUCAAAUCAUAAAUCAAGUACCAUAAGUUUCCUUAACGAUGCUCUUAUUGAUACUGAAAAACCUGUGCGUACGUCACCUUUACGCAGAAGUCCUCGUACCAAAUGUGUUAAAAUUAAUUUGCAGAACAUUGCCUUAAAGAUUCCAAGUGGUAAAGAAAAUGCACCAAAUACUGAUCAAGCGGAUUGUUCUGAUGAGCAGCUGCAAAAAAUGUUUAAAUCCUCAAUGACGAUAACCUGUAAUAGUACUCCGGAAAUAAUAAAUGGGUGCCCGGUACUACGGUCCGAAGCACACAAACGCUCUCAUGAAUCAACCGAAGAAAACUUGGGAUUAAGUCCUCACAAAAAAACUCAAAAAAUUUCAUCAUAUGACGAAGUAUCUGCCACAAUUUCAACAACAAAAUUUUAUUCUACAUCCCGUCCAACAAAUCUAUGUUCGGAAGUUCAAAAAAAUAUGUCUGCCGUGAUAAAAUCACCACCACUAACUAGUAAAAAUAUUUCUCCCCGAACUCGUAGUCGGCGGAGUUUCGGACAAAUAAAUAUUAACAAAGGAGUGAAACACAAAAUUAGACGACCGGUACGAACUAUUGUAUCGGGAAAAAGUAGCGUUCGAGGUUCACUCUCUUCUGUAGAUAUUGAUACGAUAUUAAAAAAUGUACGCAACGAAAAUCUAAAGAAUCGCAUCGCCUCUAAAAGAGUGGAGCGACAAAAUAUAGAAAAGAUCCAUAAUAUUUUCCGUUCAUGUAAGAACCCAAUUGAGAUGGCUCGGCCCCUCACAGUUAUAUCAGGAAUAGAUGAUACUAACAAUAAUAUAUCUGAAUAUGUUUUGUCAACAAGUAAAAACGAUCAAGAAAUUCAAAUGGUUGAAGACAUUGAUACAGAUUUUUCAGACAUCGAUAGUAAUUUUGAUGAAUAUGAAGAAAUAUCAAAUGCAGAGGAAAUUAUUCCUUUAAUUUCGCAUGAACCAGCCACGAUAGAAGCCGCUAUUGUUGGAAACGAUUCUCUGUCCGAGACAGCUUCUGUUCCAACGAAAAAAAAGUUUUUCAAAUCAGGUCGAAGUAACAAUACGCCUAAAGAAAUUCGUAUUACAGAUAAUAUUAGAGCUUCUGUUUGCAAUGGUAAAUUAUCUUUGAUACAAGAAGAAAAGAAAAUAAAAAAGAAACCAAAAAGAAGAACGUCAACUACUUAUGAUAUAUCCGAUGAGCAAGCAACUGUUGAAGCGAUUUUAAAAAAUUUAGAUGACACGGCCUAUGGGGAUAUGGACGAAGAUUCUAAAGGCAUUGUCGCUAAUCAAUCUAUUUGUGAACAGACAGUUUUACCGAAUCAUUCAUUGCAAACUCCUGACAUGCAGCUUUCUACUGAUUUGGAUUAUUUACAGUUUCGUAGACGGCUUCCGUACAAUACGACUGAUCCAUCAGUAAUAGAACAACAACAUUUGUUACUUGAUUUUCUAAUUAAUAACAAUAUGUGCACAGAAGAAAACUUUACUAUCUUCAUAGCAGAUCCAGACAACCAUAAAGAAGAGGCUGCAAAAAUUGUUGACCAAGUAUUUGUAUUGGUAAAUGAGCAAGAAUACUUUCGUCAACGUCUGCCCUAUAAUACCAAUGACCCUGAAGUGGAAGGGCAACAACAUCGAAUGCUGGACUUUCUAAUUGAAAAUAAUAUAUGUACGGAAGAAACGUUUGAUAUUUUUAUUGCAAAUUACAAUCAGAGACGUAAAGAGGCAGAUGAAAUAAUGCAAACAUUACAGAAAACAGAAAAAGAAAAUGUCUCGUUAACCCCUUUACAAGACGUCGAUACUGACGUGAAAUUACAGAGCAAUAUUUCCGAAACUUCAAAACCUUCGGAUAAAACGGAAGGUUCUGUUCAACAACGUGAUGACGAACCUCGAUUGCCUUUACCUCGGUCUAGCGAAAGCGACAAGCGUAAGCUUUUCCCAAUAUUUUAUUCAAAUCCAUGGAAACCAUUACAACAACAAUCUAAACGAGACUUUUCACGAACUUUGAAUUUGGGCCGGGGAGCUAAUCAAUACCAAAUCGAUGCAGGACAAAGAUACUUUGGUACUCACCAAUGUAAACAAUGUGGUCUGGUUUACAGCAUUCAUGAAGCCGAGGAAGAAAAACUGCACCGGGACUAUCAUGCAUCUUUGCAUUUACUGCGAUUCAAGGGUUGGAUCGAUGAAGAUAUCGUAGCUAUCUACCCCGAAUGGGGUGCUGAUGGCCGUAUUUUGCGAAUCACAGAAUCCUCACACAAUAGACGGCAUGAACGUUUAGCUGAUGUAUUGAAAAUUGUCGAUAAGGAACUGGGAUUUGCCUCCUAUGUUAUCCCAUCAACUUUUAUUGCGUAUUUGGCUGUCCGUAAAUACCAAAUUGUUGGUCUUUGUUUAGUUGUACCCCUCGAAAAAGCUAACAAAUAUAUUAAAGUAGAUGGGAUCGACUGUUGCACUGAAGAAGAAUAUCCUGCCAAAUGCGGUAUAUCUCGUAUAUGGGUUUCCCCAUUACAUAGGCGGCUACAUAUAGCAACAAAACUAAUAAACGCGGUCCAGCAAAACACCAUAUUUGGAGAGGAAAUUCCAUUGGAUUUGAUAGCAUUCAGUGCCCCAACUGAAGCUGGACGAAAACUCGCGCAGAAAGUGACACAAACAGAUAAUUUCUUGGUGUACCAGUGAAAAUAAGCAUGGUCAAGAUAUUGGAAGAAUUUGAAUCUAUAGCUGUGGUUGUAUAAUUUAAUUGUGCAGCCUAUAUUUUUACCAUGCAUAGCAAUAUUUUGUUAAUAUGUUUGAAGCUGAGUUUUUUCCGUUAUAUAAAAAUAUUUUAGUUUCAA
Molecule: messenger RNA, 3154 nt
Organism: Zeugodacus cucurbitae (melon fly)
Lineage: Eukaryota; Metazoa; Arthropoda; Insecta; Diptera; Tephritidae
Gene: eco
Product: N-acetyltransferase eco
Exons: 4
Coding region: 123-2999 (958 amino acids)
Biological process (GO): mitotic sister chromatid cohesion
Cellular component (GO): chromatin; nucleus
Molecular function (GO): protein-lysine-acetyltransferase activity
Source: RefSeq, a predicted model, not a curated record